Ogataea polymorpha is the source of this 3830-nucleotide messenger RNA. RefSeq lists its product as uncharacterized. The transcript has a single exon. Gene Ontology annotation, biological process: rRNA processing; regulation of gene expression; primary miRNA processing. The coding region runs from base 22 to 1485 and encodes 487 amino acids. Gene Ontology annotation, cellular component: nucleus. NCBI's taxonomy places the organism in Eukaryota, Fungi, Ascomycota, Pichiomycetes, Pichiales, Pichiaceae. Gene Ontology annotation, molecular function: double-stranded RNA binding; ribonuclease III activity. The record is from RefSeq and is a predicted model, not a curated record.
GCAGAUGAGACAUCUGACGAGAUGUGCGUUGAUACAGAGUCCAAUCCAGAAGUUGGGCUUACAUCCACGAGUGCAGUCACAAUUGAAUACGCUGUCACCCAAUUGCAGCAGAGCAUCCGUCAGAUAAUCAAGGAGUCGUUGAAUACUGAACAGCUGCGCAACUGUCUAGCCAACAUACAGAAACAAAGCGAUGGAAAAGAGGUCAUGCUCGCUGUUGAGCGAAAUCAGAAGCUUCAGCUCGCUGCGAGGCUGAAAGACCUCUAUGAAAACGGAAAGCUAAAAAUAUUUGAGCAAAUAGCAGAUUUUAAUGAGAGCAUAAAGUUGAAGGGAUCAAGCAAAGUGAGGCUCAAAGUCAAAAAGCAAAAGCUUGAUACAGAAUACAAAACGGAUUCACCCAACAUGGACAUGCCUCCGCUCCCCAAAAUCGAGGACCCGGUCAUAGAAGCCAGAGUCUUUACACAUCGUUCUGCAAUCAGUAAUAGUAAACAUCUUUCCAAGAAGGAGAUUUUGGAGUCGAACAACGAGCGAUUAGAGUUCUUGGGAGAUUCGAUCAUUAACAGUCUCGUUACGCAGAUACUAUUCGAACGAUACCCAAGUUUCGACGAGGGAGAAUUAUCCAUUUUACGUUCUCAGCUAGUCAGUAACAGCUCUCUGGGCGAAUUCUCUGAGAAGUACGGAUUUCCUGAAAAGCUGGUUGUGAACUUUGCGAAGGAUGCUGCGUUCCAGAAGGGUAAACACAAGAUUUACUCAGAUGUCUUUGAAGCAUAUGUUGGCGGGCUUUGCGUGGAUAGCAACUACUCAAACCUAGACAGGAUUAAAGAGUGGCUAGAUCAACUCAUCACACCGCAGCUUUCCAAGCUAACUGAGAGAUUCAAUCUGAAAAAUAUCAACAAUGACGCAAAGGCGCAACUGUACGCUCUCAUAGGUUCAGCCGCACUUCAUCCACGCUAUGUCACCAAACGGACAGGAAACGGUUUUGAUGUUUCUUUUGUUGUUCAAUGUAUGAUUGGUGAUGAAAUAAUUGGAGAAGGAGAAGGACCCAACCUGAAACAAGCCGGGCUUAGAGCUGCAGAAGAUGCGUUGAGCAGGAGGGAAGUCAUUGAAAAGUACGUCAAGCUGCGGGAAGCCACCCCGAAGGAAGUUUCUGUUGUUCCGAAUACCAUACAGGAAAAUACCAAGGUGAAUACACAACAGCUGAAACCACAACCAGAAAACGAUAAUAUAACUCUACCGGCACGGGUGCCGCAGUCAGAGGUGGAUGCGAUGUCGUCCGACAAGCUCUACGCUAUUUUGUCAAAAAGCAAGAUUUUGCCAGUCUACAAAACUGUUACCAGAGGUCAUGAAUUUGAGACCACUCUACUGAUAAACAACGUGGCAGCCUGUAUAUCAUCUGCUCCGAGUAAGAAAAAGUCGAGAAAUCAAUGUGCUGCAUUUGUUCUCGCCCACCCCGGAAUUCUGCCCCGUUGUCACGCGUUCGUUGAUUGAAAGAUUGAUGUCAUAGUAAUAAAUAAUGAGAAUAAAUAGAGACAUUGGUGGGCUCAUGUGAUACCUAGGUAAAGAUGAGCGUUCUCGUCCUGGAUCUUCUCAAUCUUGGGUCCGAAGCUCCCCACACAUUGGGCCAUGGUUUUGGAGUUUCUAGAAAUGACGUCCGUGAAAUAGAAGUUCUCUAUAGGAUUCUUCAAGGUAUCACCUUUGAUAGCACCCACUUUGACGGUGGCAGCGUUAUUCAAGCUCAAAGUGUAAAGUUCGGUAGACGUGGGUUCAACAACGUCGUAGUUCACCAAAUGUGGAGCAAUGUUUAACAUUCUGGACCUCAAUUGCAUUUCGUGCUCAUACGGUAGCCCAAGACCCACGUAUUCGCUUAUGGCUUUUAUAAUUUGCCAAUCUUGUCUAGCAGAACCUGGAGGUCCAAGAGCCGCACGGGUAAGUUGAGCACGGCCUUCAGUGUUAACGUAAGUCGCGCUCUUUUCGGUGAAUGCUGCCCCCGGGAGAAUCACAUCUGCCAAAGAAGCACCAACAUCUCCGUGAGAACCAAUGUAAAUAACAAACGAAUCUUUAGGGAUGGUUGUGGGAUCAACCUCAUCUGCACCCAACAAGAAAACAAUCUUUGAAUUAGCUGACUUCACCUUGGGGCUUUCGGUGUAGAAUCCAAUGUCCAAGGCACCAGUUCUAGCUGCUUCUCUGUGGAGUAAGUUGAUUGCUUUCCAAUCAUCGUUGUUGAAGUUUGGUUUCCCGGCAGCGAAUAAGGAAAGGAUCUUCUGAAUUGCGAGCGAGUCCCUAUUUUCUAACACACCGGAACCAACGAUAACCAUGGGAUUUUGGGCAUUCGCUAGCUUAUCACCAAGUUUACCUUUUAAUGCAUUGACCAAAUCAUUCGCAGAAGACCCAAAGUAUUCGUAUUCAAAGGUAGAGUCAAAUUCUUCACCAAUCAAAGAAGCCUCCAUGUUAGAGUUAAGCCAUCUAUUCCUCAACUUUGCGUUUAAGCAAGGCGCCUCGUGCCUUGGGUUCGUGCCAAUCAAAAGCAGUUGAUCGCAUUCGUCAAUGCGCUCGAUGGUCGAAUUGAACAGAUAGUUAGAGCGGAAAUCAAUCGAUGGAAUAUUGGUGAUGGGAACAUCAAGACUUAGGUUUUCAGAAUUCAUUCUGUUGAUCAAAUCUUUCAGAGCAACCAUACUCUCAACGUCUGCCAGAGCUCCAGCAAUUCCUUUGACCUCAUUUUCGGCCGGUUUCAGUUGUUCGUAUUUCUCCUUGAUCAGGCUCAACACAUCGUGCCAAGUCGCGUCGGCAAACAUGUGAUCCACUUUGAUCAUUGGCUUAGUCAGUCUUUGAACUGAAAGUCCAUCGUAACUGAAUCGGGUUUUAUCACUUAUCCACUCCUCAUUGAUCUCGUCGUUCAGUCUAGGAAGAACUCUCAUGAUUUCAGAACCCCUGCUGUCCACACGUAUAGCAGAACCCAAAGCAUCAGUCACAUCUAUUGUCUCAGUACGCUUCAAUUCCCAAGGCCGUGCCUUAAAAGCGUAAGGCUUCGAAGUCAGAGCUCCGACAGGACACAAAUCAAUCACGUUCCCACUCAUUUCGGAGUUCACGUUUCUCUCCACAUAAGUGCCAAUCUGGAGAUCAUUGCCUCUACCGGUGCUUCCCAUUUCUGGGGCCCCAGCAACGUCGUUCAAAAAUCUCACACAUCGAGUACAGUGAAUACAUCUGUUCAUCGACGUCUUGAUCAACGGGCCAAGGGCCUUGUUUUCGACAGCUCGUUUACCAGACACCUCAUGAAAACGGCCUCUGUCAGAACCGUACCGGAGUGUUUGUUCUUGGAGAUCACAUUCUCCACCUUGGUCACACACAGGACAAUCAAGAGGGUGGUUGUACAGCAGGAAUUCUGUAAUUCCUUCCCUAGCUUUUUUCACCUUUUCAGAAUUCGUGAGCACGGACACUCCAUUCAUAACCGGCAUGGCGCAGGCAGCAGCCAUUUUGGGAGACUUCUCAAUCUCAACAAGACACAUACGGCAAUUUCCUGCAAUAGCCAGUUUGUCAUGGUAGCAGUAUCUUGGGAUCAUGAUACCAGCCUUAUCUGCCGCUUGAAUGAUUGAAGACCCUGCCUCAAUUUUCACACUAACACCAUCAACCUUGAUUUCGACAUCUUGGAAACGGAACCCGCUCGUACUGAAUCUUCGAUUACCUGCUUCCCCACAUUUCCUAAGGAAAAAUGCCCAAGACCGUGAGCCCAGUAUUGUUCGCUCCCCAAACAUGGCCUAUUAUGAUUGGAAAACGAUAUGUAGUACUAUCUACCAAAGCUUUUUUGAAGAACCACCCAAACAAACCAGACUAACAAC